Chlamydomonas reinhardtii is the source of this 2453-nucleotide messenger RNA. RefSeq lists its product as uncharacterized. Bases 350 to 1504 code for a protein of 384 amino acids. NCBI's taxonomy places the organism in Eukaryota, Viridiplantae, Chlorophyta, Chlorophyceae, Chlamydomonadales, Chlamydomonadaceae. The transcript has 7 exons. The record is from RefSeq and is a predicted model, not a curated record. Gene Ontology annotation, cellular component: cyclin/CDK positive transcription elongation factor complex; nucleus. Gene Ontology annotation, biological process: positive regulation of DNA-templated transcription, elongation; regulation of transcription by RNA polymerase II. Gene Ontology annotation, molecular function: cyclin-dependent protein serine/threonine kinase activator activity.
UAGUUGAAGUGCAGGACACAGAAUAGAAGUUUGACUGCAACAAACAGCUCGUAUCUUACGCGUUUCUACCUAGGGCUCCCUUUCUAGCUUUUGCGCAGGCCACACCUGCUCGCUGCCUCCUCGCUGCGAUAUAUAAUUCAAUUGCCUUACUUUGGAUACUGCUUUCAGAGACCAAACUUUGCAGGCUAGCCCUUGACUUGCACUUACAUCAAAGCCCUUGUUCAAUCGUGCAUACUAGCAAAGCUAUAAGCGUAAUAGCGCUGCGGCUGCCCGGGCGUGCCCAGGCAGCCGCGCUUGAGGAUCGCUCUGCCACAGCGUCACGCUCCUGUGUUAAAAACCAGCAGCAGCCAUGGCAUUGUAUGGCUUUCCUAUGGCCGGGGAGAGCGUCAUUCUUGAUGGCGGGUAUGGCGAGCCUGAGCAUGGCGCGGUGGGCUCGCCACAUCUUACGCAGCAGCGAGCGAUGCUGCGCGAGCAGGAGCACAAGCAGGACCUCGCGAUUGAGAAGACGCGGAAAAUGUCCAAGUUCAAGUUUCGCACGCUAGACGAGCUGCGCAACCACAACCCGAGCAUUCGGGACGGGCUAGAACCGGACAAGGAGCGGAUGUGGCGGAGGCAGUACUGCAAGCUCAUACAGGACGCGGGCGUCAACCUGCGAGUGCCGCAAUGGGGCAUUGCCGUGGGCAUCACGUUGUGCCAUCGCUUCUUCGCCGUCAAAUCCAUGAAGCGCAAUGACCGAUUUCUCAUCGCCACUGCCUGCCUGUUCCUGGCGGCCAAGGUGGAGGAGGCGCCGCGGCUGCUCAAGACCGUCAUCGGCGAGGUGGAGCGCGUGAGGCACAGCAAGGACCUGGCCAAGCAGAGGGAGCUGGAGGACCCGGCCAAGAUGGAGCGGUACCGCGAGGAGGUGCUGCAGGCGGAACGUGCCGUGCUGUACACGCUGGGGUUUGACCUGGACGUGCAGCACCCCUACACGAUGCUGCUGGACUGGCUGGCGCGCGAGCGGCUGCUGGACGAGCCCCCCGGCAGCCCCUUCAAGCCGCUGGUGCAGAACUCCUGGAACCUGGUCAACGACAGCCUGCGCACCACGCUGUGCCUGCAGUUCCCGCCGCCCAAGAUCGCGGCGGCGGCGCUGUGGCUGGCGGACGUCAUGAACACAGAUGACGAGGGGCGGCACCACAGCCGUAUGCCGCAGGGCCGCAGCUUCUUCGAGCAGAUGCAGAUCGCGCCGGACGAGCUGGCGCGCAUCGCCGACCAGAUGCUGUCGGAGUACGAGAACUCCAAGCUGCGCCAGCUGGCGGUGGCUCAGGGCGUGGCGCUACCGCAGGCCAAGGCGGAGGCGGAGGCGCGGUUCGGGCCCAGCCACAUAGGGGCGGGGGCGGCGGCGCGGGCAGGCGCCGGGGCGGGGCCGGGAGCGGGGGCGGGAGCGGGGGCGGGUGGGAGAGGUGGGAGGGCGGAGGGCGGCGCCGUGAGGAUGGAGGUGGAGGAGGAGGGCGAGGUCAAGGACUGAGGGGCUGGCGGCGGAGCGCUGGAGGAAUGGCGUGGGAGGGCGUGGGGUGGGGUGGAGUGGGGUUUUAAAUGUCAGCCCAAAUUAAACCGAACCAGCGAAAACGAGCGGGGUAGGUGGGAUGGCGUGUGCGAUGGGUCAGGUGGUGCAGGAUGGGCGUUCAGGCAAGGGAGGGGCGGUGCACGUGUGGCCUGUCGGGGCACAGGGCAGGGAGUUGUGGAGAGUGAGGCUGAGCGCUGAGGACCCUUGGGCACCUUGGCACGGGCCCUGGUUCGACGCCAAGGGAGCUUGUAACGGCUCCAGAUGGCAGGUCCCUGGUGUCAAGGCCUUACUUGCCGUACUAUCGCCGGGAAAACAAAGUGGGGCCCAUGCUCCCGUCAAUUGUUUGGUUACUACGCGUUCGAUCCCAACCCUGAGGUGGUUUCGGAGGACCCCAGAGACAUUCCGGCAACCACGCUGGUAGCCAGGAUCGCUGCAGACGUGGGCUCCAUUCUGCAGGGCCUGCUCAUGAGGGCUACACAGCUCUGCAUCAGCCUGCAGGGCAAACUUUGAAUGCGAAUGUUGCAAGUGUCUGAUGUACAAGGCCCAGGUGGGUGGUGGCUGUUCCGCCCAACCAGAAUGCGCAGGGGCGCUGGCAUACGUCGAGCCUUCGGGCUUGGACAGCAAUCUUGGGACAAGGCCAUCCAUGGGACAGCAUCCAUGGGACAGCAAUCUUGGGACAAGGCCAUCCAUGGGACAGCAAUGGGACAGCAAUCUUGGGACAGCAAUCUUGGGACAGCAAUCUUGGGACAAGGCCAUCCAUGGGACAGCAUCCAUGGGACAGCAAUCUUGGGACAAGGCCAUCCAUGGGGCGCGCCCCGCAUGAUGAUCAGAGGGAGGAUCGUGGCAAAGGAGAGGAUACAUGUUGCAUAACAUGUUGCGGCACCCAGUGAAGACCUAGAAGACUACUGAG